CUUCCGGAAGUAGCGUAUCCUGUUACUUCAACUAGCUCUGGCUGAAUAUAGAUCAUUAGGCAUAAAAUGUAUAACUAAACAAUUCAGAUAGUUUUAUCAUCGCAUAUUAGAUGUUCUAGCUUACGGAUCCAAGAAGAACGAUUAUACGAUGUAAACUCAGAGAAUAACAACUAACUGGAGACGCGGUGAAUUUAAUCCAGGUUACAUCAUGGCUGAUGACCCUCAGAGAAACUUCCGCUCUGCGUAUUAUGAAAAAAUGGGCUUUAGAGGAGUGGAAGAGAAGAAAUCACUGGAAAUACUUCUUAAAGACAACCCGCUUGAUCUAGAGAAACUCAGUACCUUCAGUCAGAGGUUCCCUCUCCCCUCCAUGUAUAGGAUUCACGUUUGGAAAGUGCUGUUGGGAAUCCUUCCUCCUCACAGUGACUCCCACUCUUUGGUUGGAGGCUACAGGAAGGAGCAGUACCAGGAUGUCAUGACUGCUUUGACGGUGAUGAGGUACAUCAACCCAUCUACACCCUCCACUCACAUCUACCUGCGCAUGUUCCAGCUGGAGAGCCAAGUUCUUCCACGAUGCUCUGAGAUCUUACCGCCGGAUGAGCAGAAUGAAGACUUCCUGGCCAUCAGCAGAGCCAUGGAGGAGAUAGUUGAUGAUCCCAUCGACUGCUAUUGGCUGAUCAAGUGUUUCAUUAAUCAGUUCCACACCAAGUUUGGAGACUCGCUUCCUCACCUUAUACCUCAGGAAAACACCGAUGCUAUUGUCACUAAGGCCAUCGAUUUGUGGCAGAAAUACUGCGGCAACCCAAACCACGCCCCGUAGCUGGAUGGAUCCAACAGGACCCCCACAUCUUCUACUGAACUGAGGCCAAAGUUCAUCUGUGGCCUUGUCUGAUGAGGAUACCAGAAACUUUAUUUUUAUCUGUUCCAGCUCCCAUCUAGGAACAUUCCAGACCUUCAAAGGAAGGACAAGUGAAGUUGGAAUGAAGGCUGUAAGGAGCUAGCAAACAUUUGGGAUGUGGAUUUAAUACUGAUGGGG
Molecule: messenger RNA, 1033 nt
Organism: Cyprinodon variegatus (sheepshead minnow)
Lineage: Eukaryota; Metazoa; Chordata; Actinopteri; Cyprinodontiformes; Cyprinodontidae
Gene: tbc1d7
Product: TBC1 domain family member 7
Exons: 6
Coding region: 209-817 (202 amino acids)
Biological process (GO): negative regulation of TOR signaling; activation of GTPase activity
Molecular function (GO): GTPase activator activity
Source: RefSeq, a predicted model, not a curated record